Molecule: messenger RNA, 831 nt
Organism: Odontomachus brunneus
Lineage: Eukaryota; Metazoa; Arthropoda; Insecta; Hymenoptera; Formicidae
Gene: DENR
Product: density-regulated protein homolog
Exons: 5
Coding region: 193-747 (184 amino acids)
Biological process (GO): translation reinitiation; formation of translation preinitiation complex
Molecular function (GO): translation initiation factor activity; mRNA binding
Source: RefSeq, a predicted model, not a curated record
CCACAGUUUUUCCACCGGCCCUUAACAACGGUGCAUGGUGUUUAUUUGCGGAAGGUAAAAGUGUCACGUUUCUCUCACACCGCACGAGAAUCAUUGACGCCGGUUGCAUACGAAAAUCUGGAAAAGGAAUCUUUAGAAUAGUCAUUUUAAUAAAGAUCGCUCAUCAAAAUAAAGUUAAGCGACGCCGUAAAAAUGUCAACGGAAGAACAGCCGAAUCUUCGACUACAACCAGAUCUUAACAUCAGUUAUCCAAUUCAGGUCCUUUAUUGUGGAAAUUGUUCCCUUCCUAUCGAGUACUGCGAGUAUUAUCCUGAGUACGACAAAUGCAAGCAAUGGCUGGAGAGAAAUCUGCCUACCGAAUUUGAAAAAGUAAAACUAGCUGUGGAGGAUGGCUCUGUAGAAGCUGGAGGUGGUGAAGAUGAGAAAAAGCGACAGAAGCGUGGUGGUAAAGGUAUGCUGAAGACUAAGAAGAAGGAGGAUGUACCACGAUUGGUAACUGUCUCCAGGGCACCCAGAGGAAAAAAGAAAUCUGUCACUGUUGUGACUGGCCUCAGUACUUUCGACAUAGACUUGAAAGUAGCAGCAAAAUUCUUUGGUAGCAAAUUUGCCUGUGGCUCUAGUGUGACUGGAGAUAAUGAGAUCGUCAUACAGGGAGAUGUCAAGGAUGAUCUGUUCGAAGUGAUACCAGAGAAGUGGCCACAAAUCGAUGAAGACUCGAUAGAUGAUCUUGGUGAUCAAAAAAGAUAAUAUGGUUGCCUAUAUCAUACAUACAUGCUUGUAUUUAAUAUUAUAUUUCCAUUUGUGUUUACUAUAUAAAUAAAAUAUUGUACA